Messenger RNA from Temnothorax curvispinosus, 714 nucleotides. RefSeq names its product voltage-dependent L-type calcium channel subunit beta-2-like. Gene Ontology annotation, biological process: regulation of voltage-gated calcium channel activity; chemical synaptic transmission; neuromuscular junction development. The coding region runs from base 1 to 714 and encodes 237 amino acids. The transcript is spliced from 2 exons. Gene Ontology annotation, cellular component: voltage-gated calcium channel complex. The record is from RefSeq and is a predicted model, not a curated record. NCBI's taxonomy places the organism in Eukaryota, Metazoa, Arthropoda, Insecta, Hymenoptera, Formicidae. Gene Ontology annotation, molecular function: protein binding; high voltage-gated calcium channel activity.
AUGAAAAAUUUCCGGAACCAACGUAAAUCAAAGCAAAAUCAGCUAAUAUUAGAAGCACCAACUAAUAACGUUAUUUCACGCGACUAUCCGGAAAAAUACGAUCAUCGUCCUACCGCUGCAUCCACCUCGGCAAAUCUCACCAACAACCCGGGCUCGGCGGACUCAAACUAUUCGCAGCCGAGCUCGGAUCUUUCUCUGGACGAGGAGAAGGAGAGCCUGCGACGCGAGAAGGAGAGACAGGCCCUCAAUCAACUCGAAAAAGCCAGAUCGAAGCCGGUAGCAUUUGCAGUGCGGACUAACGUGAGCUAUGACGGAUCCGUCGACGAUGACUCACCUGUCCACGGUUCGGCCGUCAGCUUCGACGUCCGUGACUUUCUUCACAUCAAGGAGAAGUAUGACAACAACUGGUGGAUCGGCAGGCUCGUGAAAGAGAAUUGCGACGUGGGUUUCAUCCCGUCACCUGUGAAGCUGGAGGCCUUAAGGUUACAGGCGAGCGCCGCGCGUGGCACGAAGGGCCUCUACUCGACGCGAGGAGGGUCUUCAGGGAACCUUGGCGAGAGUGGUGACGACAGCGAUAGUGUCGGGAACGUGCGACCCGGCAAGGCGACCCUGACGACCCCACCCGCUAAGGAGAAACGGAAGAACUUCUUCAAGAAGCCGGAGACGACGACUCCCUGUUUCACGCGAAUGUUUCGUAUCAUCCGGAGAACCUAA